Ornithodoros turicata is the source of this 1188-nucleotide messenger RNA. RefSeq lists its product as uncharacterized. Bases 1 to 1188 code for a protein of 395 amino acids. The record is from RefSeq and is a predicted model, not a curated record. The transcript has a single exon. Lineage: Eukaryota; Metazoa; Arthropoda; Arachnida; Ixodida; Argasidae.
AUGACCAGGGUCCCUUUUGGAACCACGUCGAGCCCCUUUCUACUGGCAGCUACAUUACAACACCACCUGCGGAGCCUGAAAGACGAAUACCCCGUCACGUGUACGUUGCUCAGCGAGUCACUGUACGUUGACGACCUUCUGGUUGGAGCAGCAGAUGAAGGAAGUGCCGAGAAACUUUACCGUGAGGCGAAGAGCAUAUUCCAAACUGCUUCUAUGAAGUUGCACAAAUGGGCGUCCAAUAGUCCGACCAUGAGGAACUUGUUUGAUGAGGAAGCAACAGCAGCAAUGCCACAGGGUCAAGUGGCGGGUGUACUGAAAGUUCUUGGAUUAUCUUGGAAUCCCGCGACGGACAACCUGACAUUCGCAGUGGACAGUGUCAGGCAGAUCUCCGAGCAACGUAAAGAUACGAAACGUUUCGUACUACAGACAGCAGCAAGGCUGUAUGAUCCAAUGGGAUUGAUUUCGCCAUUUCUCGUAACCGCUAAACUCUGUUUUCAACGCACUUGGCGACUUAAACUUGGAUGGGAUGAAAUUCUACCAGAUGACAUCAGACACCAAUGGGCUGACUGGUGCGACGACCUAAGACAUUUAUCGCGGAUACAAGUACCGCGAUUUUACGAGUAUGGCUCAAGUGACGUCGCCGACAGCAGAGUGCUGCACGUCUUUGCGGAUGCAAGCACCGCAGCCUACGGCGCGGUAGUGUACCUGUGCGUAAGGGACUUAACAGGAAGGACGACGACGACACUGCUUCUGGCGAAGUCAAGAAUCGCUCCACUAAAACAACUGACGCUGCCCCGUCUAGAGUUGAUGGCGAGCCUCGUGGCAUCACGCCUAUUUCAGUACAUCGGCGGAAACCUCAAGCUUGACGUUAGCGGCGUGCAUUUCUGGACCGACAGUAUGAUCACACUCCAUUGGAUCCAGGGCGAUGCAGCAAGAUGGAAACCAUUCGUAAGGAACCGAGUGACCGAAAUUCAAAAGAACAGCGAUUCGCAUCCUUGGCACUACUGUCCGAGAAAAGAGAAUCCCGCUGACUUAAUGACCAGAGGAAUAUCAGCUCAACGACUGAUCGGGAGUCAGUUACCAGGGACAGGGUCAGUCAGGGACCACCGUGGAUCGUCAGCGACGAGAGCUCGUGGCCAGGAAGGCCCCCAACGACACGGUUUGCGUCCGAAGAACUUGAAGAAAUGA